UUGCAAUUUUAGCACGAAUUACUGGGCACAUUCCCUGGUGUUAGACGUAUUCUUCUUAAGAAGCAGCUAGAAGGAUGUCUUUUGCUCCAGCGCCUCAAUUGCUUUCCCGGGCUAGCAAGCGAUUGCAGCUUGCGGUUACCUCUCGCGCGCUCAGUUCUUCCAUUCAACUCCGGGGCACUGCCAGCCCUCCAUCCGAUAUAUCCAAGUUAGAAAGCCCAACAGCGAGUUCAACACAAACUCAACAGCCCCUCGAGUCGUCCGUGACAAAAUGGGGAGAACGCCUUACCACCAUCAACAGCACUGCGCGAUUACCAAGGAGUGUCCAGGCUUUGUACCUGCGGCCGCUUCGAAGAAAGGCCGAAUACGGCCUUCCAGUCUGUGACCUCCAGUUAAGGUCCUUCAGUGUGCGCAACGUGGAGUUUUUUGCCGACUUCGCUAUACGCGCUGCCUAUUACCUGAACCUUCCUGUUUCCGGGCCUAUACCAUUACCGAAAAUUGUCGAGCGCUGGACAUUUCCCCGCAGCAAUUUCGUACAUAAAAAGAGUCAAGAGAACUUCGAGCGCAUAACCCUACGCCGAUUGAUCCAAAUCAAAGAUGGUGAUCCUCAUGUCGUGCAGGCAUGGCUUUCCUUUUUACGAAAGCACGCUUUCUACGGAGUUGGAAUGAAGGCCAAUGUUUGGGAGCAUGAAAGUCUCGAUAUUGCGAAAAAUAUGGACAAAUCUCUUCCAGAAGUUGAAAAGAUCCUAGAGUCUCACCUUGCACAUUUCGGCCGUCAAGAGGGAGCAGCUGACCCGCCAGGCUCAGUAGAGGAUUUUCUCGGGAAUGAGCGCCUAUCUCUGAAAAAAGGGCCGGCACAUUCCCGAAGAUGGAACAGCUCGCUGAGUACGCAGCCACCUUCCACAACCACAGUCUUCUCUGGCAUCCAACCCACGGGUGUCCCGCACAUCGGGAAUUAUCUCGGAGCUCUGCGUGAAUGGGUUACGCUACAAAAUAAUGCUGCGAAGGAUACCAAGCUGCUUUUCUCUAUUGUUGACUUACACGCAUUGACUGUACCUCAAGAAAGUCGCCAACUAAGGAAGUGGAGGAAGGAGGCGUUUGCUACAUUGAUAGCUAUCGGUUUGGAUCCAAAUCGCUCGACGAUAUUUUACCAGUCUGCUGUUCAUCAACAUGCUGAAUUGUAUUGGAUUCUUAGUACGGUGGCAUCUACCGGAUACUUGUCUCGAAUGACCCAGUGGAAGAGCAAACUUCAAUUGCCGGAUGAUACAACUUUAGAAAACUCAGAAGUGCGGUCGAAGCUACGACUUGGCCUCUUUUCAUAUCCUGUUCUUCAGGCGGCAGAUAUCUUAGUCCAUAGAGCUACCCAUGUCCCGGUGGGGGAAGACCAGAGACAGCACCUGGAAUUUUCGAGAUAUACUGCAAAUAGCUUCAAUCAUAUUUAUGGCCCAAUAUUUCCCUCGCCGGAAGCACUUAUUUCACCCGCCAAGCGAGUGAUGUCUCUCAAAGAGCCAAAACUGAAAAUGUCCAAGUCUCAUAUCGACCAGCGGUCGAGAAUUAUCCUCACUGACUCCCCUGAGGAUAUCCGUCAGAAGAUCAAGGUCGCGCUCACAGAUUCGCAACCGAACAUCACCUACGACCCAAUACAUCGACCGGGUGUAUCUAAUCUUAUAGAAAUUAUCGGCCACUUAGAAGGGGUGUCUUGUCAUGACAUAGCCUCCACUUUUGAGAACGCAAGCUUGCGAGCCCUGAAAGAGCAUCUCGCCCAGAAGCUUUCGGAUGCGCUAAGUCCAAUUCGGGAGAAAUACUACUCGCUUAUGGGGGACAAAAGUGACUAUUUAGAAUCCGUGGCAGAGCAGGGAGCUCGAGACGCACGUGCUAAUGCUGAGAUCACUAUGAAGAAGGUCAAGGAGGUGAUGGGGUUGUAAAACUCGAGUCUCAUGUACAUUAUUUUUCUUUUUGAGGUUUGCCAAGCCAUAUUAUUGUAUACUAACUGUAGUUACUCUGUGACGUAAGAUACCAAACAUUUAUGCGGGGUUAGACGGGAUUGUAUCUGGUAGGUUGACAAUCUUUUAUUUCUAACGGAGU
Molecule: messenger RNA, 2082 nt
Organism: Aspergillus ochraceoroseus IBT 24754
Lineage: Eukaryota; Fungi; Ascomycota; Eurotiomycetes; Eurotiales; Aspergillaceae
Product: tryptophan--tRNA ligase MSW1
Exons: 10
Coding region: 75-1922 (615 amino acids)
Biological process (GO): translation; mitochondrial tryptophanyl-tRNA aminoacylation
Cellular component (GO): ribosome; mitochondrial matrix; mitochondrion
Molecular function (GO): tryptophan-tRNA ligase activity; ATP binding; structural constituent of ribosome
Source: RefSeq, a predicted model, not a curated record